AUGCUGCUAAAUAAAUUUGAAACAAAGAGCAAAAGAGUGAAGGGCUUGUGCUUCCAUCCGACUAAGCCAUGGAUCUUGGUGUCUCUCCAUAACGGGAUUAUUCAGUUAUUUGAUUACAGAGUUGGAGUACUGGUAGACAAGUUCUCAGACCAUGAAGGUCCUGUCCGGAGUGUUGAUUUCCACCGCACUCAACCCUUAUUCACAAGUGGAGGGGAUGAUCAAAAAGUGAGAGUAUGGGAUUACAAGAAGAAAAAAUGCCUCUUCAGCCUCACUGGACAUAUUGAUUAUGUAAGAAUGGUUCAGUUCCAUCAUGAAUUACCAUGGAUUUGUUCUAACUCAGAUGACCAAACUAUCAGGAUCUGGAACUGGCAGAACAGAAGCGUGAUAGCGAUCUUGACUGGCCACACUCACUAUGUUAUGAGUGCCAGGUUUCAUCCAGAAGACAACCUAAUCCUCUCUGCAUCAUUGGAUAACAAAAUUUUUGUAUGGGAUUAUUCUGAAUUGAAAGAGAAACAUCAAAAAUAUGCUGGAGACUCAAAGAAAAAGUUAGAAAUGUACACAGGGGUUGAGGUUGAAGUCAAAAAUAUAUGAGAAGGGCAUGAGAAAGGAGUCAAUUUUGCAUGUUUCCAUCCUACCAGGAGCCUUAUAGCCUCCGGAGCUGAUGACAAGCUCAUUAAAUUGUGGAGGGUGAGUGGAUCAAGGGCUUGGGAGAUGGAUACUCUCAGAGGUCAUCAAAACAAUGUUUCAUGUGUUGCAUUUCACCCAAAAUUAGACAUACUCAUCUCUAACUCUGAGGAUAGGACCAUGAAAGUCUGGGAUUUAAACAGGAGAUCAUGUAUUUAUACUUUGAAAAAGGACACAGACAGAUUUUGGGUAAUCGCAAUGCAUCCAAAUUCAAACUAUUUCGCAUGUGGAUAUGAUAAAGGAAUGACAAUCUUCAAACUUGAAAAGGAAAGAUUUGAUUACCAAAGAGUAGGGAACCAACUGUUCUAUGUUAAGAACAAGGUAUUAAUGUUGGAAGAUCUCACCAAUAUGGAUAGCCUUCCACAAGCUAAUCUCGAAGUUGAGGGAAAGCAAGUGCUCAAUAAUCAACCAUUUACUCUCAAUUACAAUCAUUUUGACAACUCAAAUCACGAUGUUUUGCUCAAUUACAUAGGAGAUCAAGAAAUGUCAAUUCUCGUAAUAAUGAAUAAAAAUCUUGAUAAAGCAUCAAAUGCAGUUCAAAGGAAAAUAGAAUCCUCUAAAGGGGCUGUUUUCGUGGCCAAAGAGAAAAUCUGCGUUCUCAGCAAGACCAAGAACCUUUAUAUCUAUCUUUUCGACGGAAGGAAUAAGAAAAUUGAUUGGACUACAAAACACACGCCUCAGAAGAUAUUCCAGGCUACGAUUGGAAAAGUACUCCUCAAAUCGAAUAAUGAUGUGCUAAUGUUCGAUAUUGCUGCCAGGAAAGUAGUUUCUGAAAUCAAAUUCACUAAUCUUAAAAGAGUAUAUUGGUCUCCCAAGAUGAACUAUGUAGCUUUGUUUUCUAAGAAUCAAAUUUUGAUAUGCACUAAGAACCUCAAACCCUUAUGUAAGGUAAAAGAUGCCACUAAGGUCAAGUCAGGAUGCUUUGAUAACGAAAAUGGGUUCAUCUAUACAACCUAUUCACACAUAAAAUAUCUAGUAAUAACUGACAAGCUAUCUGAAGGUAGUACGAACACGAAUAAUAGUGGUAUUUUCAAAGCAACUCAGAACCCGAUCUACCUCGCAGGGUACAUAAACGGGAACAUCUUUUACAUCGACAGAGAAGGAAAGGUCUGUCGAGAAGCAGUCAACACCACAGAGUAUGAGCUCAAGAUUGCUCUCAACAAGAAAAGAAUUAAUGAGGUCAUCAAAAUUCUCAAAAGAGGUCAGCUUAGCGGUAAUGCCAUCAUCCAAUAUUUGAAAGAAGAGAAUUGUGCUGAUAUAGCACUUCUGUUUGAAAAGGAUCCAAGGACCAGAUUCUCCCUUGCACUUUCUAGUGGGAAUAUCCAGGAAGCAUACAAGAAUGCAACUGAGAUUAAGGAGAAAGAUAUAUAUUUGAAACUUGGUGAGCAAUCAAUGCUUCAAGGAUAUCAAAAUGUUGCUGAGAAGUCAUACCAAUCUAUAAAAGCAUUUAACAAGCUGUCCUUCUUUUAUGCGACCCAAGGUUGCACUUCUAAGCUCAAGAAGAUGCAAGUGAUAGCUAUGGAUAUGAACAACAAGAAUGAUAUUUUUGAGAAUUCAAUCCUAUUAGGAAAUAUCAGGAACAGAGUAAAACUUUUGAUGCAAUCAAACCAGAUUGCUCUUGCUUAUGCUUCUGCCAAAGCUCAUAAUCUGACAGACCUGAUCCCUCUCAUAGAGGAUGAAAUUCAAAACAGAGGUAUUGAGCUUACAGAAAACUACACUGAACAACUAGCCGAACGGAGUCAGAAGGCAAAGACUUUGCUACCGUGUAGGCCUAUUUUUAUUGAGAAUGAAGGGUUCUCUACUACAAACUGGCCACACACAAUGAUGCUUCAGAGCCAUGUCCAAGACAAGAUGAAUGAAGGCGAUGAGAAUGGUGACUUACAUGAUGCCUCUGCAACUGGAGAAGAUAAUAGCCAGGGCAUAUCCGACCUAUUAGACGAUUUCAAGGAUGAUGCGAAAGAAGAGUUAGGAAACGGAGAUGCAAUGAAUAGAGAUGAUAUGGACCAACUAGCAGGCGAUCUUGAAGGGGAAGGAAAUUGGCCAGAUGCAGACCUUGAUAUUGACGAUGAUAUUCUGGGUGAUAUUGAAGGGGACAAUAUUGAAGGAGACCCUGAAUUGGCUGAUUUGGAUAAGGAAGUCAAUGAGAAAGAGGAAGAUGAAGUAUUUGUUCCUCCAACUAGGUCUAAUGAUCCUUUGCUACAAAUGGUAUCAAAUUCUAUGAUCCCAGCUCAUCAUGUUGCUAUUGGAAAUUUUAAGGAGGCUCUAUCUCUUCUUAAGAAACAAAUUGGACUUAUAAAUCCAAAACCGCUAAGGAGCAUCUUUGCUUUUAUUCAUACAAAUUCUAAAAUUUGCUUACCGAGCAUGCCUAAAUUUCCAUCAAUUGAUUCAUUCCUUAGAACAGCUGAUGGAUGUAGCCCAGUUGGUAUAAUUAACCUCGAAUUCUUGAAGAAUAUAUACAAGGAAGGGUUUGCUGAGACUACGAAAGGCAACUUCAAAGAUGCCCUUCUCGCAUUCCAAAAAUGCAUUCAAUAUGCCGUCCUCUCAGUUGCCUCAACCUCAGAAGAAGAGAGAGAAAUAAAGAAGCUCAUCAGCAGUUGAAUAGAGUACAUCCUUGCUAUGAAAAUUGAGCUCAAGAGAAGGGAUAAAAACCUGACUACUACUGAAGCCCAGAACUUAGAGCUUGCAUGAUUCAUGAGUGUCUGCAAGAUGCAUCCGUCACACAAAUUCUUGGCUCUUAAAAAUGCCAUGAAUUUGUGUUACAAAGGGCAGAACUUCAUCACGGCUGCACAUCUAGCUAGAAGCAUCUUGGACCUUGAGCCUACAGGAGUAUUCUCAAACAAGCCUGAGCUAAUCACUCAAUAUAAGAAAUAUUAUGCUGCAUUCCAGAAGAAGGGUACUAAUAAAACCAAACUCAGCUUCAAUGUAGAGGAGUUCAGUCAAAUUGAAGAAGCUAACGGCUUCAUUUGCUGUGGUUCCCUCGCUCCAUUCCCUGAAACACUUCUGGGCAACCGUAGCUUCAAAGGAUCCUGUAAAUGACCAUUCUCAGGCGCAAUCUAUAGCCAAGACUAUCAAGGCAAGAUAUGUACUAUCAGCAACCUUACAGAGAUUGGUGCAGAAGCUCUGGGACUAAAUAUUUUGAACCUGAGAGAAGAAUAGAAGUUA
Molecule: messenger RNA, 3846 nt
Organism: Moneuplotes crassus
Lineage: Eukaryota; Ciliophora; Spirotrichea; Euplotida; Euplotidae
Source: the annotation of a GenBank genome assembly